Molecule: messenger RNA, 2483 nt
Organism: Thalassophryne amazonica
Lineage: Eukaryota; Metazoa; Chordata; Actinopteri; Batrachoidiformes; Batrachoididae
Product: trafficking kinesin-binding protein 1-like
Exons: 5
Biological process (GO): anterograde axonal transport of mitochondrion; neurogenesis; neurotrophin TRK receptor signaling pathway
Cellular component (GO): dendrite
Molecular function (GO): signaling receptor binding
Source: RefSeq, a predicted model, not a curated record
GAACCACCCGUGGCGCGUCUUUGAAACAGUGAAAGUUGUGAACAAGGCCGGAAAGCUUCGAUCUCGCUGCCACUCGCCGGGCCUGCCUGGUUCCUGCCCGGUGUCGGCCCGGUCCAGUCGUACCAGCACCCCUCGGACCAGCUACUACGGUUCUGAUAAUGCCAGUCUCACCCUGGAGGACAAACCCAGCUCCAGUCACGCCCACAAAGUCGACAACAGCGUUUGGGGGCCGAAGCGGCUGGGCCAGCCAGGCACACCCGGAGGUCUGGACCUGGAAGCUGCCUUACGCAGCCUGUCAGUCCGUCAGCAGAACCACUCAUCCGAGCGGCCGUUCUUUGACGUGGAGCGUGAACGGAAACUCCGCGCUUUGGCGGCAAAGGCUGAAGAAGGCGACGGCUCCAGCGGCUUUUUGACCCCAAACGAUAGCCUGGGCUCGAGUCCGGCACCAUCGACGAGCACCAACUACUCCAACGGCAGCUCCCGGCACUCCUGUGGCUCCUCGGCAGGAUCCAGGUCCUAUCUGCCCGACCGGCUGCAGAUUGUUAAACCUCUGGAAGGCUCGGUGACUUUGCAUCAGUGGCAGCAGCUGGCAAAACCAAACCUGGGAGGCAUCCUGCAUCCACGCCCGGGCGUCCUUACCAAAGACUUCAGGGAGCUGGACGUGGAUGUGCAGCACGUGUACAGCCUGAAUGACCUGGAGGAGGACGAGCCGGACCUGUCACAGUUCUGUGGAGCGCACGGCACGGUCUCUCCAUCAGGUCCAAACCUCCCUCAGACCUCCCCCACCCAUACCAUAACCACCUGUCAGAUCAGCCAACCCUCCCUCCUCACCCCCUCCACCUCCACCAGCUUUCACUCUUUCAGCAUGCCGCCUGGUCGGAACCGUGAGCACGUAAGCUCUUCAUCCCCAUCCCUCCACCAGCCUUGGGGCCACUAUGGAGACUGGACCGCCAACACCAACAGAACCACUGCUAACAGAACUGUAGCUAACAUAACCACCAUGCCAUCACUGGGGCUCCUGCAGCUGUUGCAGGAACACGGGAUCUCAGCUUCUCCUCCUCUCCACCACAGCCAUCAUAUGAACUUCUCCACAGAAAAAGGUGAAGGCAGCGGCUCAUCGCUGGACGAUGGCAGAAGAAGAAGAAGCCUUUUUAGUUUAAACCUGGUUGGAAAGCUUGAGAGUCUAGGCUUGCACAGAGUGACAGGUUGGGGGAUUACGGAACAGCGAAAGAGGAGUGAAACAUCCUGAAGUAGUGUGGAUUUAUGACUUCCUGCUCUCAUGCCCCUACUGUGGCGUGCGGAUCACAGCCAUCCUAGAUGUUUGUUGUCUCAGGACCGUCACUGUCUCACAGACAGACUUGUGCAAAACAAAUGUUCAUAUGCUGCUGUUUUUAAAAGAGGGACUAUGUCCCGCUGGGCGAGGGGCUCGUCCAGGUUGUAUUAUCACAUCUCUCUCUGUCCGUCUGGAGCUAGAUCUCAACAACCAAUCAGGUGUUUUCAUUCAUAUUUGGUGUGAUCUUACUUCCUAUUCCUGCUGUGAUGUCAUCAUAAUCUAAACAGUUUGACAGUUAUGAACAUAAAAUGUUCAAAUUUCAGACUUUCAAUAUAAAUGUGGGCAUUUACUGCCCCCUACUGACUGUAUGAAGACUGUGAAGGAUCUGUGUGUGUGUGUGUGUGUGUGUGUGUGUGUGUGUGUCUCUGUCUGUCUACUGCCACCUUGUGUCUGUUUGGUGACAUUGCACCUGAAACAUGAAUUGCUGCAGACGUGAUGUUGGGGACUGAAAUCAGAUGGUUUUAUGUGUUUUUUUUCAAACAUUUAUGUGUUUGUAGCUCUGCUGUUUAGAAAAAUCAGUCACGAUGAGGGAGAGCGGGUUCAUAAGUAAUUGGACAGUUUUGAUUCUUUGGUGCUCAAGUCCAAAUUGAAAGAAAGUUCCGAAUAAAGAGAUAAAACUUAAUAGUGAUCUCUAAUCUGGUGUGUUCUUUGAAGCCACAUCUCAGCACCAGAACAUGAGGUCCAGUGGGACGGACAUGCCCUGUCUGAGUUUCCUUGUUUGUGAAGUUCAUAAUCUUAAUUCCUCUGUUAGCUCUGGAACUUUUAAUGUUUCUGUAUUAUUUUUUCCCUUUUAGAGGAUUUUUCAGGCAGUUGAAUUUUAUUUAUUUAUUUAUUUAUUUUUAAGUGUCUUUGAUGUUUUGUUUUUUUUCCUUAUUUUGGAGGGGGGGUGAUGGACUCUCAGCACUCCUGCAUGUGCACCAGCUGAGCAGAUGUCCAGAUACUUUUGAUUUUCUGAAUGUGUUUGGAUGUUGAAAAACUCACAGCUGAGAGUCUUUACGUGAUUUAUUUGAGUUAAAAGGACGUUGGUCUCUGUCCAAAUACUUAUGGACCUGAGCUGUUCUGACUCCUGGGAGGCUGAGACGCCACCGUCACGCUCACACCGACCGGUUUUAACAACUUGAACCAGAAUCAAGCACCAUCAAAAAACAAU